Messenger RNA from Sinocyclocheilus grahami, 819 nucleotides. RefSeq lists its product as uncharacterized. The record is from RefSeq and is a predicted model, not a curated record. The transcript is spliced from 4 exons. The coding region runs from base 1 to 819 and encodes 272 amino acids. NCBI's taxonomy places the organism in Eukaryota, Metazoa, Chordata, Actinopteri, Cypriniformes, Cyprinidae.
AUGGAAGAAGAGGAGCAGGCCAACGAGGAAGAGGAGUUCAAAUCAGAGGAGGAAGAGGAGCAGGCCAACAAGGGAGAGGAGAAGAGUGACAAAUGCACUCAGGUUAAGGACACUGUGAGUAACAAGCAGCUUAAGAGUAAGACGUCCACAGACAAAAGACGUGGAGCCAUAUACCACACUUACAAACCAGGGGACCAGCUGAAUCAUGUCAAGGGUGAUGGAGCUGCUGGUCCCAUUUGGAUCCCUGUAAGAGGCACUUCACAGCAGGAGGGGUUUAAUUUCCACCAGGCUCAGCGGGAAACGGGAAACCGCGUCUCUCCUGAGUUGUUCCAGGCGCAGGGUAUGACUGGUGUGGCACGCUGGAAUUAUCAGCGGCUGGUGGACCUGAAGCAGCCUGGGGUUGUCUUACCUGGAGAGUUUGACCCUGUUUUGAUGAUGGAGUUAAACAGGGCAUCUAUAAGAGUGACAGGGCAACCCAAAUAUCCAGCCUUGCACAUCUCCAGCAGGGACACAGGAGAGAGGUUUGGCCUGCAAUAUGUGGAGCCAGGCUGUCGACCUGUGCCUCUUGACUUUGACAAACACAAAAGCAGGAAGACAGACCUAGGAGAUGUGGAGAUGCAAGAAAAGUCUUCAUCUGGCGUUCCGUUCUCAUUUCCAUCUCAGGAAUGCUUAAAGGAUACCUCUUCUGCUAAGACCCCUCUUGCUGCAGAACUAGAGGCCACCCCACAGACUGUCAUUUUUCACCAGUUUUCCACUCCAAGUGCUGUGACAAGUGAAGGAACAAACAACUGGGCAAUGUCCAAUGAGAAAUGCCAUUGA